CAUGGGGGGACACGGGGGACAUGGGGGGACACCCAGCGCGCGGUGCCACCCCCAGCCCUGUCCCCACGCGGUGACCUGUCACACAGCGGUGGGGGGGGGGGGGCGCUGCUGCUGAGCAGCCCCAGCUGAGUGUUAAUGAGCUAAUUACCCCAAUUAACCCCAAUUACCGCGGGCGGGGGCGCUGCCGCCCUAUAAGCGCCGCCUGUGGGGCGGCCCCGCUGUCUGUGGGGUUUCCCUUGGGGCCGACGCUGCUUUGGGCUGUGCCACCCCUCGGCCAUGUCCUUCACCGACAGCACUGACAGCGGCUCCGACCGCCCCGUCUCCGUCCUUUGGGGCUGCGAGCUGAGCGCCGCCCGGAGCUGCUGCACCUUCCGCGCCCCCGAGGAUUGGCGCUGCGAGCAGCAGCUGGUCCUGCGCACGGUGUGCCUGGGGGAGGCGGCCCGGGACGAGUUCCACGUGCUGGAGGUGCUGCCCGAGGACGGCGAGAACCGAACCCCGGUACCGCUGGCCACGCUCAGACCCUCCGUGCUGCCCUCGACCUCGCUGGCCGGAGUGGAGCUGACCCCUCCGGUGACCUUCCGCCUGCGGGCCGGCUCCGGACCCCUGUUCGUCAGCGGCCAGCACGUGUCCCUCAUGGACCUGAGCUCGGAGGAGGAUGAGGAUGAUGAUGAGGAGGAAGAAGCAGCCGAGGAAACCCCCAAGAAACCCCCCAAAGGCUCCGGCGCCCCGAGGGGCGGCGCUGCCAAGAAAAGGAAGCGCGAGAAGGAGGAGGAGCUGAACAGCCUCGCCCCCGAGGGUCCCCCUCCCGCCAAGGUAGGGCCGAGGGGGUCCCGCACCCCCUUUUCCCGAGGGAUGUCGGGGUUCGGGGGGGCGGGAGGGGUCGGGAGGCAGAAUUUGGACCCAAAAUUUGGGGGUGAAGCGCAGAUUUGGGGCUCCCCCAUCACCUUUUCCCAAGGGAUCGGGGUUUGGGGGGACGGCAGAAUUUGGACCCAAAAUUUGGGAGCAAAGCGCAGAUUUGGGGCUCCCCCAUCACCUUUUUCCAAGGGAUUGGGGUUUGGGGUGACAGGAAGGGUCGGGUGGCAGAAUUUGGACCCAAAAUUUGGGGGCGAAGUGCAGAUUUGGGGCUCCCCACACCCCCUUUUCCUGCGGGAUAACGGGAUCGGGGUUUGGGGGCAUGGGAGGGGUCGGGAGGCAGAAUUUGGACCCAAAAUUUGGGGGUGAAGCGCAGAUUUGGGGCUCCCCCAUCACCUUUUCCCAAGGGA
Taeniopygia guttata (zebra finch) is the source of this 1262-nucleotide messenger RNA. The record is from RefSeq and is a predicted model, not a curated record. NCBI's taxonomy places the organism in Eukaryota, Metazoa, Chordata, Aves, Passeriformes, Estrildidae.